Molecule: messenger RNA, 1355 nt
Organism: Telopea speciosissima
Lineage: Eukaryota; Viridiplantae; Streptophyta; Magnoliopsida; Proteales; Proteaceae
Product: trihelix transcription factor ASR3-like
Exons: 2
Coding region: 471-1352 (293 amino acids)
Source: RefSeq, a predicted model, not a curated record
UGGUGAGGUUGAUUUCCACCACUUCCUUCCUCCCUCUCUCUCUCUCUCUCUCUCUCUCUCUCUCUUCCUGUUCUUUACUUUGUGCUUGUGGGAGCAGUGGUUGGAAUUAGUAGUUGGAGAUUUGAUUUAUGAACUUUAAAGAUUCUUAAGGGGAACCCCAGAUCACAUCAAAAGCUCAAAAGUGCAGAAACAAAAUAAAGAAAGAAAACUGAAAUAGAGAAACAUAAAGAGGGGAAAAACCAGAAAUUUUGUUUUCAUUCUUCUCUAUAGUGAUGUUUGCCUUGAACUUCUUAUCCUAUCCUUGUCUAGGCAGAGACAUUAAAAGCCUUUUCUUGAAUUAGAAACCUUGGGUUUGGAUUUGUAAAGUUUGAACUUUGAACAAACUGAUAAGUCAUAAUAGAUAAAGACUUACUAACCAGUCUCCUUCUUGAUACUCAUUUCUCUCUUCAUGUCAUGUUAGUGAAGUUUUGAUGAACAGAGUAGUAAUGGCUGAUCAAGGGAAUAGUGGUGAGGUGAGGGAGUAUAGGAAGGGUAACUGGACAGUCCAUGAGACUGUAGUCCUUAUUGCUGCAAAGAAGAUGGAUGAAGAAAGGAGAAUGAAGAGAAGUGGAGAUGGUGAGGAGAGAAGCAAACCAGCUGAGUUGAGAUGGAAAUGGGUUGAGGAUUAUUGUUGUAAACAUGGGUGUAUGAGGAGUCAAAACCAGUGUAAUGACAAGUGGGAUAAUCUGAUGAGAGAUUACAAGAAAGUGAGAGAGUAUGAGAGAAGAUUGGCUGAGAGAGGAGACAGAGAAGAAGGGUCUUAUUGGAAGCUUGAGAAGCAUGAAAGGAAAGAGAGGAACUUACCUUCUAAUAUGUUGCCUGAGAUAUAUGAUGCAGUGGUGGAAGUGGUGGAGAAGAGAGCUGUUCAGAGGGUGACUGGUGGUGGUGGUUCAGAUCCAAAUCUACCAUUACCACUACCACCACCACCACCACCACCACCACCACCUCAACAUUUACCACAUUCUCAGCCAUUACCCUCAAUAGAUUCUGAUACAAGUGAGCAUUCAAACUCAUCAGCAAAGAGAAGGAGAAGAGGAGAAGGAACCAGCAGCUCUGGUAACACCUCAUAUGAAGUGGGUUCAGCAAUCUCUAAAAGUGCUUCCAUUAUAGCUGAAGCUCUCCAUGCUUGUGAGGAAAAGGAAGAGAAGAGACACAGGGAUCUUCUCAGUCUGCAAGAGAGAAGACUCAAAGUUGAGGAGUCAAAGAAUGAGAUUGAUAGAGAAGGAAUUAAUGGUCUUGUUGAUGCCAUUAACAAGCUUUCCAGUUCUAUCUUUGCCUUAGUUUCAAACAAGAACUCAUCUGCUCCAAAAUGACCA